Tribolium madens (black flour beetle) is the source of this 5348-nucleotide messenger RNA. RefSeq names its product phospholipid-transporting ATPase ABCA3-like. Lineage: Eukaryota; Metazoa; Arthropoda; Insecta; Coleoptera; Tenebrionidae. Gene Ontology annotation, molecular function: ABC-type transporter activity; lipid carrier activity; ATP hydrolysis activity. Gene Ontology annotation, biological process: lipid transport; transmembrane transport. The record is from RefSeq and is a predicted model, not a curated record. Bases 131 to 5290 code for a protein of 1719 amino acids. The transcript has 14 exons. Gene Ontology annotation, cellular component: intracellular membrane-bounded organelle; membrane.
CAUAAAACUUAAAAGUAAAACUGUCAAACUAAAACGUCACUGCACAUAAAAAAACGCGUAAAAUCACAGGUGUUAAUUCCUCUUUUGACCUUAUUUGAAGUGCAAAACGUAAUAGUGUAGUUUUGAAACAAUGGGAAAAAAAUUAGAUACAUUUCUUUUGCUAAUGUGGAAAAACUGGAAAUUACAGUAUCGACGACCCCUACAAACAACGAUAGAAAUAACUGCACCCAUUAUUUUCUCAAUUCUCUUGGUUAUGUUAAGAAGUUUAGUAGAACCGAUUCAAAAUCCAAUACGCGAAUAUAUGCCUUUUCAUCCAUUGCGAGAAGAAUUUUUACAAAAUGAAACAAGAAAAGACAAAAAUCACACAUUUUACCAAUACCUUAGAAAUUUGAACAUAGUAUAUUCACCUUCUCCACACCAAAUGAUAGACCAAUCAAUGGACAUUUUAAAUGGAAUUUUCAAAGAGGUUAAAGGCUACAAAAAUGCCAAGCUUUUGGAAGCUCAUUUCCUCACCGAAGAAGGCCGCAAUACUUUAGCUGGGAUACAAUUCGACGAUAAAUUAUAUAACAAAUCUGAACUUCCGCAAAAAUUAGAAAUCUCGUUACGUUUCCCAGGUGAACUACGAAAUGUCGGCAGUAAUUUUUUCAAAAAUAAAGAACAAGAAAAAGUUGUUAAUGGAACGCCAUUCAAAAAUUCCGAAAAUGACUCCGAAUCUGUCAUCGACAAAUUAAAUAAACUGUUUCAAAUUCGUGAUUGGAAAACCAAUUUGUUAUAUCCGGUUUUCCAAACUCCAGGACCUAGAGAACCAAAUAAAAAUAGCGGUGCUACCCCAAGUUACUAUUUCGAAGGAUUUUUGUCUCUACAACUGAUAGUGACUUACAUUCUUAUCCUUGGUCAAAGUGGAUUACUCCAGUAUAUUGAGAGAUCAGCAGCUACAAAUAUCUCAUCAGCAACUUUCCACCUGCAAAGAUUCCCCCAUGCUGCUUGGAAAGAAGAUCCUUUACUACCAGCUUUGAUAAGCUUUAUUGGUAUUCUCAUCAUGCUAAGUUUCGUCUAUACAUGCAUCAACACAGUCAAGGUCAUCACAGUAGAAAAAGAGAAGCAGUUAAAGGAAGUAAUGAAGAUAAUGGGUUUGUCAAACUGGAUACACUGGACUGCUUGGUUCACAAAGUGUUUCCUAUUUCUCUUAAUUUCAUUAAGUUUCAUGACCUUAUUAAUGACAAUUUCGUGGUAUCCCAAAACAACAUUCUGUGUCUUCACUUAUUCUAAUCCCUUAAUUUUAUUUUUGUUUUUGCUCUUUUACAUUUGUGCCACUAUCACUUUUUGUUUUUCUGUUAGUGUUUUUUUCUCAAAAGCUAACACUGCUGCCACUGUUGCUGGCCUGUUGUGGUUCCUCUCUUAUGCCCCAUAUUUAUUCUUACAGUCACAAUACGACCAACUAAGUUUGUCGAUUAAAUUGUUAGUAAGUUUGGGAUCUAACACUGCAAUGGCUUACGGAUUUCAACUUUUCUUGAUGUUUGAAAGCACCAGUGAAGGUAUCCAGUGGCACAAUAUAUGGCAACCCAACACUCAGGAUGAUUCUCUGACUCUUGGAUUAAUAAUGAUCAUGUUGGCUGUCGAUACUUUGAUUUAUUUAUUUAUCGCAUUGUAUGUUGAAACUGUUUUUCCGGGAGAUUAUGGGACACCACAACCAUGGUAUUUCCCCUUCACUUAUUCUUAUUGGUGUGGUUACCCAAGACGUACUUAUGUUCACCCUUUCGAUGAUUCCAACCAAAAUAUAGAGUUUCUCGAAAAAAACUCUUCACAUUUAAAUCCAACAAUCGAAAUCAAAAAUUUACAAAAAGUUUUUGGUAAAAAAAUGGCCGUAAACAACCUCACAUUAAACAUUUAUGGCAACCAAAUCACUGUAUUACUCGGUCAUAACGGCGCUGGCAAGACCACAACAAUGUCAAUGCUAACAGGAGUCAUUCCUCCGAGCAGUGGAACAGCAGUAAUUCUAGGAUGCGACAUUGUAACAAACAUGAAAAAUAUCAGAGCUAAUAUAGGACUGUGCCCCCAACAUAACAUACUUUUCGAUGAGUUGACAGUAGAAGAACAUUUGUAUUUUUACUGUAAACUCAAAGGUCUCAACAAUAUCGAAAUCGAGAAAGAAAUUGGAAAGUACGUCAAUCUCUUGGAGUUGCAACCCAAAAUCAACAAAAAAUCUACAACGUUGUCGGGAGGAAUGAAACGCAAACUCUGCGUCGCCAUUGCACUUUGUGGUGGUUCCAAAAUUGUUCUUCUCGAUGAACCAACAGCAGGAAUAGAUCCUUCGUCGAGGAGAGCAUUAUGGGAUUUGCUUCAAGUUGAAAAAAAUGAAAGAAGUAUAUUAUUAACAACACAUUACAUGGAUGAAGCUGAUUUGUUAGGUGACAGAAUCGCAAUAAUGGCAAAUGGAGAAUUAAAAUGUUGUGGUACAAGUUUUUUCUUAAAGAAGAAGUAUGGGGCUGGGUAUCAUUUAAUAUUGGAAAAGCUUCCAAAUUGCAACCCGAAAAAAGUCACCGAGCUUUUGAAAAAAUACAUUCCAGACAUUCAAAUACAUGGAAAUGUGGGUUCAGAAUUGAGUUAUUUGUUAAAAGAAAAUUAUGUCGCCUAUUUCGAAAAUCUGCUUUACGAUUUAGAAAUAAAUACAGAAAAAUUAGGGAUUCGCAGCUAUGGCAUAUCGCUAACGACUUUAGAGGACGUAUUUUUGAAAGUCGGGACUGGUUCCAAAACCACAUCGAAUUUUGAUGAUGAAAUAACCAAAAAUAUUUCCUCAACUAAGACAAUUGGGUCUUCGUUACAAGAAAGGAUAUCGCCCAGAAAAAUUACACUUUUGACUGGUCUAGAACUGAUCCGAAAUCAAUUCAUCGCUAUGCUAAUGAAAAAAACCUUGUCUAUUAUAAGAACGUGGUUACUACAACUCAUUCAGAUAAUUAUUCCAGUGGCAUUUCUGAUAAUUGCCAUAAUCGUCAGUCGCAAUUUAAACAAAAAUAAAUUUGGAGAUUUACCCAAAUUGCUCCUCACACCACAUCCCUAUAAAAAUCCCGUAAUUCUUGUAGAGGAUCACUUCAAUAACGAGUUUAGCAAAACUUAUUUAGAGACGUUGGAUGGCUUCAAGAUUCAAUCUGUAAAUAACUUUACCAAAACUAUACUGAAUUUGUCCCAAAUCAUUCCAGCCACUGUGAAAAAACAGUACAUUGUUGGUGCCUCUUUUACGUAUGAUGAAAAUUCAAAUCCUAUUUUAACAGCGUGGUUCAAUAACAAUCCCUAUCACACUCCUGGCUUAUCAUUGGGACUUAUCCUUAACGCCUUGUACAAGGUAGUCCUGGGCAAAAAUCACAGCAUUGUCUUCGCAAACCAUCCAUUACCUUUCACAAUGAAUACUAAGGUCGAUAGGUUGCUCAGAGGUAAUAAUAUGGGUUUCCAAGUUUCGUUCAAUAUAGGCUUCAGCAUGUCGUUUGUUUCGUCGUUUUACAUUUUAUUUUAUGUAAAAGAACGAGUUUGUAAAGCCAAACAUUUACAGUUUUUAUCGGGCGUAAAAGGUUACGUUUUUUGGACGACUUCAUUCUUUUGUGAUUUGAUGACUUUCGCAGUGACGGUAUUGGCUAUCAUCAUCACUUUGUUGUGUUUCAGAGAAGAAGGAUUCAGUAAUGUCGAUGAAUUAGGUAGACUCUCGUUCCUUUUGUUUUAUUUUGGUUUUGCGAUGUUACCAAUGAUGUAUGUCGCAUCAUACUUUUUUGAAGUACCAUCAACUGGAUAUACAAGAAUGACACUUUUUAACGUGUGUUUUGGUGUUACUGCUUUCUUAGUGGUGCAAAUUCUGCUAACGCCGGGAUUAUUUUUAAAACAUGUAGCAGACGGUCUUCACUGGGGUUUCCUAUUGAUUCCUCAUUACUCCUUAGCUACUGGUAUUAGAGACACUUACAUUACAUUUUCAACUUCAAAGAUGUGCAAUUUCCUUGUUACCAACUGCAUGGAACAUGUAGUAAAUACGAAUCGUGAUAAAUGCUGGAAUUUGGCUUGCCAUAACAACUAUUCCAAUAAUUUAGGACAUUAUUGUUGUGAAAAAGUUCAAAGGUUUUUCAAGUGGGAAAAACCGGGAAUAGGCAGAAACAUCAUGUAUUCAUUUGUAACAGGAACAACGUUAUUUAUUCUUGUCGUUUUAUGGGAAUAUAAAUUAUUGUCUAAAAUAAAAUGUUUCCGUGAUUAUGGCAUUAGAACAUUUCUAAACUUAUCACACGAAGACCAAGAUGUCUUAGAAGAAAAAAAUAAGAUUCGAAGCACUCCGGAAUCGAAAUUACUCAAAGAAUAUACUCUGUUGUUGAAAGACUUGACUAAAUAUUAUAAAUCCUUCUUAGCUGUUAAUGGUUUAUGUCUUGGGAUAAAACAGUACGAGUGUUUUGGAUUAUUAGGAAUAAACGGUGCUGGUAAAACUACAACUUUCAAAAUGAUAACAGGUGAUAUCAAAAUUACCUUUGGUGACGUUUGGAUUCGCGGUUUCAGUGUCAAAAGUAAUCUCGAAGAUGUGCAAAAAGUCAUUGGUUAUUGUCCACAAUUCGAUGCUCUCCUAACCGAUUUGACAGCAAAAGAAACCCUGAUUAUAUUUGCUCUCCUGAGAGGUGUUCCACUCGACGAGUGUGCACACGUUUCAGAGAAAUUAGCACAAGAAUUCGAUUUUUAUCAGCAUUUAAACAAAACUAUCAAGCAAUUAAGUGGAGGCAACAAAAGAAAGUUGAGCACUGCAAUAUCACUAAUAGGGGACCCUCCUGUUAUUUGUUUGGAUGAGCCUACUGCUGGUAUGGAUCCUGUGACUAAGAGAAACUUGUGGAAUGCUCUUUGCACAGUUCGAGAUAAUGGAAAAUGUAUCUUAUUCACGUCUCACAGUAUGGAAGAAUGUGAAGCUUUGUGUACAAGACUGGCGAUUAUGGUAAAUGGAGACUUCAAGUGUUUGGGUUCUGUACAACAUUUGAAAAAUAAAUUUGCGGCUGGGUUUACCCUCACCAUCAAAGUGAAGCGAGAAGAGAGCAGCGAGACGAUUUAUAAUUUCACAAAAAUUGAUAAAUUUGUGUCUGAGAAUUUUCCGGGAAUGGUGCAACAAGAAAAACAUCAAGAAUUGGUUACUUACUACAUACUUGACCAAAACGCUAGCUGGUCUAGAAUGUUUGGAAUUCUGGAAAGUGCUAGGAGUAGGCUCAACAUUGAAGAUUAUUUUCUAGGACAGGCUAGCUUGGAACAGAUAUUUCUAACACUCACCAAACACCAGCGUUGAUUCAACUAACGUAAUGUUAAAUUCUUGUUUUGUAAUAAAUAAAACAAUUUAGUUUGCU